AUGUGGAUCAUCUCCUGGAUANAGAGCACAGGAGUGAGGAGAGUUCCAGGUGCAGAACUAUCAAGAUUGGACUCUUGUAAUGUGGAUCAUCUCCUGGAUAGCCCUACGCUCCCACCUGUAACAGACAUUACUUCUGAUCCCAGUGAUAGACCUUGCUCAAGUUUUACAACUGAUCAGGAACCCGAAUUCGAAGGGAGAAUUUCAUCAUCUAGACUAAUACAAAUGCCACAUGAUAAGAAAGCCUUCCUUUUGCCUUCACAAAACUUGAAUAGUUUCAACACUACUCAUCCUGUUCCAAUUCCCUAUUCCCACGUUAGUGUUCCUGCUAACUCAAUGUUUUCCUACCAAGAUGGGAUUGGCUCGACGUCUGGCUAUCGCUCAAUCUUACCCUUCAAAGGUAUUGAACAGGCCAACUUAAAUCUUUUGAUGCCACCAGAUCAAAGAAUAUUGGAACUCGAAAAGAAGUGCAAAUCAGAGUAUUUUUCGGCGAACAAUUCUCUGAUCAGUCAUUCCCGUGAUACUGGAUUGAGUACUGAUAUUGCUACUGAUGGAGAUAUUGAAAGCAAGAAGCCAUUCCCGUCAACUAGAUGUUUCCGCAAAUUAGGUCAUUGA
Fraxinus pennsylvanica is the source of this 612-nucleotide messenger RNA. The record is from the annotation of a GenBank genome assembly. NCBI's taxonomy places the organism in Eukaryota, Viridiplantae, Streptophyta, Magnoliopsida, Lamiales, Oleaceae.